This is a messenger RNA of Zeugodacus cucurbitae (melon fly), 2123 nucleotides long. RefSeq names its product cytosolic carboxypeptidase 6. NCBI's taxonomy places the organism in Eukaryota, Metazoa, Arthropoda, Insecta, Diptera, Tephritidae. Gene Ontology annotation, biological process: proteolysis. Bases 213 to 2123 code for a protein of 636 amino acids. The transcript is spliced from 5 exons. The record is from RefSeq and is a predicted model, not a curated record. Gene Ontology annotation, molecular function: zinc ion binding; metallocarboxypeptidase activity.
AGGGGUGUGUUUAACACACUCGUAUGCAAGUGUUGGAGCCUAGUAAAUCAUAAUUGAAAAAAAUAAUAACACUUCUUCAUGUUGGUUAUUGUUUUUGGUGGUCGCUUACUGAAGUGGCUGCUAAUUCCAUGGAAGUUAGAUGGAAUUUAGCCACGCUGUUUAACGGUUCUUUUCUUGGUACAAAAGUAAAUUAGAAAAAUAUUUUUACAAACAUGAUGUUCGGCAUGGCCUGCGAUCCUCUGAAGCAUACAAGCAUGUAUGAGCGCAUGAACGAGGACAGCGAGGAUAGCGAUGGCGAGGGUGGUCUGGGCAAUGUCUCACGCGUGAUCAUACGUCCACCGGGGCAGAGUGGCAAGGCCAAGCGCGGGCAUCUUUGUUUCGAUGCUGCCUUCGAGACGGGCAAUCUGGGCAAAGCCGAUCUCAUUGGCGACUUUGAAUACGACUUAUUUUUACGGCCAGACACUUGUAAUCCACGCUUUCGUUUCUGGUUCAAUUUCACGGUGGACAAUGUGAAGCAAGAUCAGCGCGUACUCUUCAAUAUCGUCAACAUAAGUAAUCCGCGAAAUUUAUUCAAUUCUUCGCUAGUGCCGUUGGUAAAGUCUUCGAGUCGUCCCAAGUGGCAACGCUUGCCGAAGAAGAAUGUUUUCUACUAUCGCUCGUUGUUGCAUCAAAAUCAUUAUGUGCUGAGUUUUGCAUUCUCCUUCGAUAAGGAAGAUGACGUCUAUCAAUUUGCAGUUGCACCGCCUUACAGUUACUCGCGACUGCAAUCGUAUUUGAAUGUGAUUGAUGCACGACAGACGGAGCAGCGAUUCGUACGCAGUGUGCUGACGAAGAGUGUGCAAAAUCGAAAUCUCGACCUGCUCACCAUCGAUCACGUUACCGCCAAAUUGAAGGCGUCUCGACUAGACCGCGGUUUCAUACGCGUCAUUGUGAUUUUGUGCCGCGUACAUCCCGGUGAUGCGCCGGCCUCCUUUAUGUGCCAAGGGUUCAUUGAGUUUAUCACUGGCAAUCACCCGAUUGCAGUUUUGCUGCGCGACAAUUUCGUCUUCAAGAUAGUGCCGAUGGUAAAUCCGGAUGGCGUCUUCUUGGGCAACAAUCGUUGCAAUUUGAUUGGACAGGAUUUGAAUCGCACCUGGCAUGUGGCCACUGAGUUUUCACAUCCCACUUUGUAUGCGAUAAGGAAUAUGCUCAAGGAACUGGACAAUUCCGAUAUUUAUCAAAUUGACUUCGUGAUCGACCUACAUGCGAAUCCCAGUCUGCAUGGUUGCUUUAUUUACGGCAACACAUACGAGGAUGUCUAUCGACAUGAGCGUCAUCUGGUGUUUCCGCGUUUGUUCGCCGCCAAUGCGCCCGAUUACGUCGCCGAGAAUACAAUGUACAACGCGGACGAGAAGAAAGUUGGUUGCGCGCGCCGUUAUUUCUGUGAGCGUCUUAGCGAUACGGUUAACGCCUACACCGUGGAGGUCUCCAUGAGCGGCCAUUACUUAAAGGAUGGCAAAACUGUAGCGCUCUACAACGAAGAUGGCUAUUACCGUUGCGGUCGUAAUUUGGCGCGCACUUUCCUGCACUACUACCGUUUUAUCAAUGUGCUGCCCACGCCGGUGGUGACUGAGGCGCGCUUACGUCGACGCAAUCGUCCGCGCACGCAUCACUCACGUUCACGCUCGCGCACACGUUACGAAGUGAAGCCGCGGCCGAAGACAACGCGCUGCUACGCACCCAUUGCGUACACGAAUCUCUCCAUCCACUACGACUCUGGCGGCUCUUCCGACGAGGGCGGCUUCUCACCCACGCGUCCCAUAGCGCCGGGCAGCAGUCUCUUCAGUGGCUAUCGUAACUAUCGACGCAUGCACGGCAGCUCGGCGGUGACGCACGAUCAAUACGCGCUGCUGGCGCUCAAGUCAACGAAACACGAUCACCUGGGCGACUUUGGCGGCGCGGGCCGAGCGCAUGCCUAUCAGCCAACGCGUGCGGCAACGGCUGAGAAGUCAAGCAAAUCGGUGACCUUUGAGCAGCCGCUGAAUGUGCCACCGAAGCCGUACUUAUCCAUCAUCGAUCUCAAUCAGCUGACGCGCGGCAGUUUGGACCGCAAGUCGAGCAGCUUCGAUGCCGAUCAUCGUUGA